GGUACAGAAGCCACUUGUUUUGCCUAAAGCUGACUGGUUGGAUCCCCAGUCCCCCCAGUCCCAAAGUAUGGCCUUCAAGCACUGCCAGGAGUCACUCCUGAAUACCACUGGAUGUGACCCCCAAAACCAAACAACCUCCCCAUACCCUGUAAAGUCCCUGCGCAAUUAUAAAAGGGUUCCACACACAGAAGUCUUUCAAGGAGUUAUGAAAGCAGAAAGGAAACGUUAGGGUAUGAGGAAAGGGGGGGAGGGGGUUAUGCCCUUUGCUCUUUUUUUAUUAUUAUUAUUGAAUUUCCUUGAAAUACACAGUUACAAAGUUGCCCAUGAUUGGGUUUCACUCCUACAGUGUUCCAACACCGGUCUCUUCACCAGUGUGUGCUCCCCGCCGCAUGUCCCCAGUUUCCCUCCUGCCACCCUCCCCCCAGCCUGCCUCUGUGGCAGGUACUGUCCCCCUUUCUCCUCCUUUUGGUCUCUUAACGGACUUGCCGACGGACCCGUGAGGGGCAGCCCACUGCCUCCUCCGGGCAACUGAGGCUCCGCCGGGGCAGAGAGGGGUCUGGCCCGGGCCGCGGGGAGGUGGGCGGGCGAGCGGCGCGGGCCGAACUCUUGAGUCGCUCGCGGGCCACGCGCCCCGGCACUGCUGGGGUCGGGCCCGCACCCACCCCGCGCGCGGCCCGGCCCGGCCAACGGACGGCUCGGAACCCGCCGCCCCGCCCGCGCCGCGCGCGCCUCCGCCCUCCGGGGGUGGGGACACGGCGGGGGCCGGGCGGCGGGAGGAGGAGCCCGCGGCCGCCCGCCCCGCCCCGUCCCGUCCGGUCCGGCCUGGGCGCCCGGGAGCCGCCGUCCUCGCGUCCAGCCAUGGCCCCGCGCCCCGCGCUCCUGCCGCUCCGGCUGCUGCUGCUGCUGCUGAGCGGGACGGCGAGCAGGGCCCAGGCGGGCGCCGAGACCGAGGGGCCGCCGCGGACCCUGCAAGUGGAGACCCUGGUGCAGCCCCCGGAGCCGUGCGCCGAGCCCGCCGCCGUGGGAGACACGCUGCACAUCCACUACACGGGCAGCUUGGUAGAUGGCCGCGUCAUUGACACCUCCCUCACCAGAGACCCUCUGGUCAUAGAACUUGGCCAGAAGCAGGUGAUCCCAGGUCUGGAGCAGAGCCUUCUAGACAUGUGUGUGGGAGAGAAGCGAAGGGCCAUCAUUCCUUCGCACCUGGCCUAUGGAAAACGGGGGUUUCCACCAUCGAUCCCAGCGGAUGCAGUGCUGCAAUUUGAUGUGGAGCUGAUCGCACUGAUCCGAGCCAACUACUGGCAAAAGCUGGUGAGGGGCAUUUUGCCUCUGGUGGGCAUGUGCACGGUGCCAGCCCUCCUGGGUCUCAUUGGGUAUCACCUCUACAAAAAGGCCAGCAAACCCAAAGUCUCCAAAAAGAAGCUCAAGGAAGAGAAACGAAAUAAGAGCAAAAAGAAAUAAUAAACAAUUUAAAAACA
Sorex araneus (European shrew) is the source of this 1478-nucleotide messenger RNA. It is a transcript of the gene FKBP11, whose product is annotated as FKBP prolyl isomerase 11. The transcript is spliced from 6 exons. NCBI's taxonomy places the organism in Eukaryota, Metazoa, Chordata, Mammalia, Eulipotyphla, Soricidae. Gene Ontology annotation, biological process: protein peptidyl-prolyl isomerization. Gene Ontology annotation, molecular function: peptidyl-prolyl cis-trans isomerase activity. The coding region runs from base 859 to 1461 and encodes 200 amino acids. The record is from RefSeq and is a predicted model, not a curated record.